AUGGGAUCCUCACCCUCCAUCCACCAAAGUGUGUGUGAGAAACAUGGAGAGCAGCUCCACGUGUUCUGUGAGGAUGAUGGUCAGCUCAUCUGCAGGAGCUGUGAGCAGUCACCAGAGCACAAAGGACAUGUCACUGCUCCUGUCGAAGAUGCAUGCCAAGGUUACAGGGAGAAAACAAAGCAUGAGAAAGAAAGAAUACACUCUGAAUUCAAAAGUCUUCACAAGUUCCUGAACCAGGAGGAGUUUUAUAUGUGUAGACUAGAGAAAGAAAAAGAGCAGAAGCUGAGCAGACUGCAGGACAGUGUAGCCCAUCUGGACAACAAACUGCAGGAACUGAAGAAUGGCAUCCUGGAACUGGACAAGAAAUGUCAGGGCUCAGCACAGAAUUUGCUGCAGGAUAUAAAAGUCACCUUGAACAGGGUCUCAACUAUCAAUCUGGAAACACCAGAGGAUGUUUCUUUGGAGCUGCAUACUGUGUGCAAUGUCUCUGAGCUUAACUUUACCGUGAAAAAAAUGUUAAAGCACUUUCAAGUCAAGGUGACUCUGGAUCCAGACACUGCUCACCCAGGAUUAGAUGUUUCUGAUAAUCAGAGAAGAGUGUGUAAUGUUGGAAAAGAUUUCUUUAGAUUUUUUCCGAAGCCUCAAACUGCUGGAGGAUUCACUGCCUUACCCUGUGUCCUGGGCCGUGAGCGCUUCACCGCAGGAAGACAUUACUUUGAAGUGGAGGUGCGAGAAGGAAUCGAGUGGAGUGUAGGAUUUUGUCUGGAAAAUGUGCCAAGGGACACAUCGAUGCCUGGGUCUGGAUUCUGGAUUAUCAAACUGAAAAAGAACAAGAUGGGUUUAGCCCUUUCUUCUUAUGCCACUCCCUUAACACUGAGCAGCCAACCUGAAGUAGUAGGGAUUGUGCUAGACUGUGACGCUGGGCUUGUGUCCUUCUACGAUGCCACUACUGGUUCCCACAUCUACACCUUCCCAAAGGCCUCCUUCUCUCAUGCACUCAGACCUUAUUUCCAGGUUCAUAUGUUCUCUUCCUUGUUCCUGAUUUCCUCAGAUGAGUAA
Sorex araneus (European shrew) is the source of this 1059-nucleotide messenger RNA. Its product is annotated as E3 ubiquitin-protein ligase TRIM38-like. The record is from RefSeq and is a predicted model, not a curated record. NCBI's taxonomy places the organism in Eukaryota, Metazoa, Chordata, Mammalia, Eulipotyphla, Soricidae. The transcript is spliced from 5 exons. Gene Ontology annotation, molecular function: protein binding; zinc ion binding. The coding region runs from base 1 to 1059 and encodes 352 amino acids.